Molecule: messenger RNA, 837 nt
Organism: Penicillium manginii
Lineage: Eukaryota; Fungi; Ascomycota; Eurotiomycetes; Eurotiales; Aspergillaceae
Product: Lovastatin nonaketide synthase
Exons: 4
Coding region: 1-837 (278 amino acids)
Source: RefSeq, a predicted model, not a curated record
AUGUUAGCUUCUGAAUGGAGCAGUGCUUUGCAAGACUCGGAAUUUUCAGGAGUCGAUAUUGAAUUUCCCAGUUUCCCCCAGCCUGUUUUGACUUUGCAGAGUAUCCUAGUUGCCACUGCUAUGGAAGAGCCGAAGGAUACGAAAAACAUCAUCAAGUCCAUUGUGACGCCUGGUUUUCCACACUCCGAGCUGCUUUUCACUUUACAAGGCGUGUUUGAGAAUCAAGGAUUCGAGUCAUCUUCUCCACUCAUCGCAGAUGUCCAAGAGUAUCAGUACUUCGAUUUGAGAUCCCUCCUUUCCACCUGCAAAACCCUUGUCUGGGUGACUGGAGAUCCUGCCAAGGAGCCGCGAAUGAACGCAAUCGAUGGUCGUCUACGGACUGUAAGACUGGAGCGAGAGGCUGAUAAUGUGAACCUCGUCAGCCUCGCUCUUGCCGAUGAAAUGCGCUCCGAAAAAAAUCUAGCAGAUUCUAUCUCAGGCCAGUUGCGGUUAUUGAAGGCAGAUGGCUAUGAUAGGUUCUUGUGCGUUCGCAUCAGUAGCCCCGAUCCUGUUUUGAUACCGUUCGGGAAAACAGGUCGACCAGUGAAACUUUCCAUCUCAGAUCCUGGUCUCUUGCAGACUUUGGAAUGGGUCACAGAUGAUUUACAUACUGAGCCACUAACGGAAACAUUCAUCAAGGUCGAACUCAAAUCAAUCGGCCUGAACUUCUGUGAUGUUAUGAUUGCAAUGGGGGAAUAUGCUGCAUGCGAUUUUGGUGGUGAAGCUGCGGGCGUUGUGAGCCAAGUAGGUGGCAAAGUGAGCAGAUUUAAGCCCGGUGACCGAGUUGUUUUAUCUUGA